Lacerta agilis (Sand lizard) is the source of this 3865-nucleotide messenger RNA. RefSeq names its product kirre like nephrin family adhesion molecule 2 (gene KIRREL2). Gene Ontology annotation, cellular component: cell-cell junction. The transcript is spliced from 15 exons. Bases 310 to 2547 code for a protein of 745 amino acids. Gene Ontology annotation, molecular function: cell adhesion molecule binding. Gene Ontology annotation, biological process: cell-cell adhesion. NCBI's taxonomy places the organism in Eukaryota, Metazoa, Chordata, Lepidosauria, Squamata, Lacertidae. The record is from RefSeq and is a predicted model, not a curated record.
UUUCUUUUCUUUUUCAUUUUAAGGGGAUGAGCUUCGGGAUUUUCCUUGCAACUUCAAAAAUCCCUCCUCCCCCGACAACCUCCACUUUUGCUUUAAACCAUCCCAGUCCCAGACACCAAGGUCACGAUAGACGCCCCCUCUCUUAAAAGCAGGAAAGAACCCGCAACUGUUGGAAUCCUCAAGACCCGGGUCAGCCUCGCUGAGGAAUUCGAAGGCGGACACGGGAGAAGGACGGUCGUGUGAAAGGGAGGCUCCUGCAGUGAGACCCAUCCCCGCUGAAGCGCCCAUUCCUACCAGCACCCACCCUCGAUGCCACCCACCAUGAGGACGGCGCUCCUGCUGACCUGGACUGUAUCCCUGAGUUACUUUGCAGACCCAGGGUUGGCGGCCUAUUUCUUCCAACAGCCCAUGGACCAGGUGAUUGUGUCCGGACAGUCGGUGACGCUGGCUUGCGUGGUGAUGGGCUACCGAGGCAUGGUGCAAUGGACCAAGGACGGGCUGGCCUUGGGGGGAGAAAGAGACCUGCCAGGCUGGUCACGCUACUCCAUUGUUGGAGAUGCAUCUGCUGGGCAGCAUAACCUGAAGAUUGACUACGCCGAACUGGAUGAUGAUGCCAUCUAUGAAUGCCAGGCCACUCAGGCUGCCCUGCGUUCACAGAGGGCCAAGCUGACCGUACUCAUCCCUCCCAAUGACCCGGAGAUCCAGAACGGUCCCAUCGUGCAUGUGAUAUCCAACAUCCCCUACAACUUGUCGUGCCGUGCUGCCGGGGCCAAGCCAGCUGCCGAAAUCAGCUGGUACCGAGAUGGGCAACGCCAGGAGUCUGCCGUGUACUCCAAGGCCCUCAUGGAUGACGGCAAGCGAGAAGUGGCUGUCAGCACCCUCCUCUUGACCCCCAGCAGCAGGGACAUGGGCAGCUCAUUCACCUGCCGAGUCAGCAACCCAGCAGCCCCAGCCGGCAAGCAGACCACGGUCACCCUCAAUGUGCAAUAUCCACCGGUUGUCAUGCUCUCGGUGCAGCCACAAACUGUGGCCGAGGGUGGCAAAGUGAGCUUCCUCUGCACGGCCACCUCCAACCCCGAAGUGACAGGCUACAGGUGGGCUAAAGGAGGUGUACCUAUUCCUGAGGCCAAUGGCGACAGCUACGAGGCAACGGUUGACCAGUCCUUCUUCACAGAGCCUGUGUCGUGUGAGGUGUCCAACGCUGUGGGCAGCACCAAUGUCAGCACGCUGGUGGAUGUGCAUUUCGGACCCCGCCUCGUCUCUCAGCCAAAGCCCCUGACGGUCGACGUUGGUGCAGACGCCUCUUUCACCUGUACCUGGACUGGGAAUCCUCCUCUCACCCUGGCCUGGACCAAGAAAGGGUCUAGUGUGGUGCUGAGCAACGGCAACACUCUGCAUCUCAAGGCGGUGACGCAGGAAGACGCCGGCGUUUAUGUGUGCAAAGCCAUUGUGCCGCGCAUUGGAGUGGCGGAGAAGGAGGUGACCCUGGCUGUGAAUGGUCCGCCCAUUAUCAGCGCAGAACCAAGCCAGCAGACUGCAGUGGGAACCAAGGCACGGCUGGAGUGCUUAGUGGGGAGCGUCCCACCUCCUGAUAGGAUAGCCUGGGCGUGGGGCGAACGGGUGCUGGAUGCUGGAUCGCUGGAUCGCUUCACCGUGGACACGGUGGUGACGGACCAAGGGGUGCUCUCGGCCUUGCUGAUCGACCCGACCCACGACGCUGACUUUGCCCUGCCCUACAACUGCACGGCCUGGAACCGCUUUGGUGCCCGUUCUGCAGCAGUCAGCUUGCGCCGCCAAGAAGUCCUGUCCGUCUUAAUUUUGGGUGCUUUGGCUGCCUCCGGCGUUGCUGCUCUCCUUCUCCUGGUGGUCUUCUUCUCUCUCUGCUACCGGCGCAAGCGCUGUGGGAAAGCCAAGCGGGGAACUCAGCUCUCCAAGGCAGACAUCCUGGUGCAGAUCACAACGAGCGAGAGCAGCCCCAGCCGGCCGAGCGAGACCGAAGACGAUGCCAAGGAGCCCAUGGCCACAAGCAGUGAGUCUCCAGCUACAUCCCACACUGAGCACAGUGAGAUCCUGGAGGAUGACGAAGGGAGCCAAGAGCUGAAGGAUCCCACCAAUGGCUACUACAAGGUGCGUGCCCACGAGGAACCAAGUUUGGUUAGCAGCUUCUCGGAGUACACGCCGGCUGCCCGCCCGUUGUUUGGGGCGACCUCUCUGUACCCUUCCACAGGGCCAGUUCAGCCCAAGCUGUACGAAUACGCUCACCGCUAUACCCUGGGCACGCCCGGCUCCCGCUCAGCCUACGACCCCCACGAGCGUCUUUUCCCCCAGGAAAACAUCUACAGCGGGACAGCCUACCUCACCGCCCCCUAUAGCCGGGCCUUCACCAGCUACGUCAAACCGAGCAGCUACGAGAAAGCGGAGAGCAGCUACGGGCAGUCGGACCAGGCCAGCAAAGUCUCGGGUUGCUCUCGCUUCUCCUACACGUCCUUGUCCCAACAGUCUGACUAUGGGCGCCCCGCUCACCAGCGCAUGCAGACCCACGUAUGACUCGUGCCCGUCCCCUGGCAAAUGCCGGUCACCUCCGCAGAAAGAGAAAAGGGAACGGACUCUGCUCACUUGUGGCUAACAGACUCGGAACGGCCAGGGUGAUAGACUUGCAACCCUCACUUUCCUCCUGAGGGUGCCCAAUUCUCCUUGUGUGUAUAUCGGUGGGGUGGGGUGGGGACGGCGGCAGGUAGCUGGCACGGCAGCCAAGAUGGCCGACAGCCCUCUCGCCAUCUUCUGACUGGGACCAAGCCCAUCUCCCUCGGGCAGCAAGUAAACCAACCUCCUGCCCGCCUUCGCGCCAGGACAUGAAGAGCGGUUUUGAAAACGGCGGGAAGCGCACUGCCUUGGCUGAGACAGAGGACAGACUUUCCGAGGAAUCUGUCUUGACUUGUAAGAAUCUGGAUUCAAAAUGGCGGGCACGGCUGUCUGUCACACAAAAGCAUUGGCGUAAGAAGCUAGUGGGUGCUGAAACGGGUGCACAGUACGGUGCCGGGACAGUGACGGGACUACGUGAUGCUUGUUCUCUCUCCCCACCCUGAAACAGAGCUGCCUCGAGGGCAAAUCCCCUGCCGUCAAGGCAAGAUUCUCCACCAGCCGCAUGAUUCUGGGAAAUCUCCAAGCAUGGGCCCCUCCCUAGUGCUUGCCUUUUAAUUUUUUCCUGGCUUGAUCCUGUGGUUUAAAUCAUUCUCUCUGCCCACCCUCUUUAGCUGGGGUGUCUCCUGGACUCCUACACAUCCCCUUUAAUUAAAGACAAGCAAAUAAACCAGGCACUGCGCUUCGAACAGGACAGCACCUGCACUGCACCAAGUCGACAGGGAGGUGGCGAUAGUGCUCAACAUUUAUGCCAUUUUAAGACUUGCCAGGACUCUCUUUAGGCACAUUUAAAAUGACAGGCUGAUGCUGAGGAUUAAAAUCCAAUUAUUAAAAAAGUCAAGGGUGGGGCGUGGGAGGAUAUAGGAAGCCAAAAGCCAAUGGGAUCUGUUGAUUUCAUUUGUGGGAUUCUUUUUUCCCCCCUUUUCUUUUUAAUAAGUUAUUCCUUGUUGUUACUUUUUGCCUUAAGUGUAUUUCUCUGCUAUUGAUGGUUCUGACAUUUUUGUUUCGAUCUUUCCAGAAUCGCUUGGGAAUGGUUUAGUUGGGGGUGGGGGGGAUUUCCCCGUUUUGUUUGUUUUUGCAUUUUUUUAUUAUUAGGCUGGGAUUUCACACUGGCACACAACGGUCACACCUGUUUGAGUGUGUUGCGAAAGACGAGGGGGAGUUGUAAAUGUAUUGCCUACUGCAGAAUUCAAAUAUUUAUAUUUAAUUUAAAAAGCAGGACGGA